AUGGCUAUCGGAAAAAUCCCAAGCAUGAGAGUAUUGCUCAUCCUAUAUAUGGUUGCUAUUGCUCACUGUUUACCCUAUUACCACCAAGGCCAUCCCACGGCCAUCGAAGCUAUCACACAGGUCAAUGAUAGAAUCUAUCAGCUAGAGGGCACAAUCUUCCGCUCAGAGUGGGCCACUGAAGCGAGCAGACAGUACCUAAAAUCCUUGAACUUUCUGGAACGUCUACAAUCGAAAACACAAGAAGAGGCCAAGAUCGGCAAACAGAGAGCCUGCGAAACACUUCGAUGCGGCACAGAAGCUAUGGCAAAGAUACUGGUUCCAAAGCAUAACGCCUGCGCCUGCGUACCGCUCAAAGACAUGGCUAACCUGCUGGUUGGCAUGGAUUUGUUGGGGACAGACGAGGAUGGUAUUGAGCUCCAGGCUGUUCGAAGGGAGACAAGAGCUGAAGGCGCCGAUCUCCCAAUCAAAGACACCAACCUCACCUACGUGCCACCGCCAAAAACUGAUAUUACACCAGAGCUUCUUGCUCAGUCUCUUGCUGUCCAGCCACAAGAUACGGCGACGGUAGGCUCUGUGCUACCUCAUUUCCAGCACGGCGUCAUCUCUUAUGGCUGCCAGAUGGACGGCUUUGUUGCCUCAACUAUCGUGCUCAAUGCUUCAACAGAGCUGCCCUGCGAUGGGAUCGGCCACUCUAACGUUCAACCAAACCUCGAGCUUCGUCCAAAACAUGUCGACAACAGUAAUGCCACUCCAUAUCUUCCUGACUGCUCUAUUGUUGCUGUCAACAUGUACGAUCCUAAUGUCAUCACGUACUGGGUCCAGAACAGAGCUGGCUCGAUUUUCUCCGUGUCAGGAAGUAACAAAGUGAUAAACAUCAACCAGCUGAAUACCACAGCCAGCACUGCUCUUGUCCUCCGAGCCAAGCAUACUGUUCCGCAAAGACGAGAAGCAGCAAUGGAUGGUUGCACUAUGGCAGGCCAACGUAUUGCAGCAAGAGCUAUGGAACACGCAGAGCUUGUGAACGAGAAUGAAAAGAGGAAAGUGUCACCGCCAGGUUGGCAUACUGCAACCAUGAGUACUGAAGCUUGUGCUGCCAUGGUCUGCAACAACAAUGGUGGCGAACCUGCCAUGUACAAUCCAUUCACGAGGACUUGCGGAUGUCGGGAUCCUAUCUAUGUCGAGGUCGACUAUUCAGGUUGA
Messenger RNA from Lithohypha guttulata, 1200 nucleotides. RefSeq lists its product as uncharacterized. The coding region runs from base 1 to 1200 and encodes 399 amino acids. The transcript has 2 exons. The record is from RefSeq and is a predicted model, not a curated record. Lineage: Eukaryota; Fungi; Ascomycota; Eurotiomycetes; Chaetothyriales; Trichomeriaceae.